This is a messenger RNA of Anopheles marshallii, 1188 nucleotides long. Its product is annotated as protein embryonic gonad. NCBI's taxonomy places the organism in Eukaryota, Metazoa, Arthropoda, Insecta, Diptera, Culicidae. The coding region runs from base 1 to 1188 and encodes 395 amino acids. Gene Ontology annotation, biological process: regulation of DNA-templated transcription. The transcript is spliced from 2 exons. Gene Ontology annotation, molecular function: zinc ion binding; DNA-binding transcription factor activity; sequence-specific DNA binding. The record is from RefSeq and is a predicted model, not a curated record.
AUGAAUCAACAAUGCAAAGUAUGUGGUGAACCAGCAGCAGGAUUUCAUUUUGGAGCAUUUACAUGCGAAGGAUGCAAGUCCUUCUUCGGUCGAACGUACAACAACUUGUCAUCGAUAUCGGAAUGCAAAAACAACGGAGAAUGUGUCAUCAACAAGAAAAACCGAACUGCAUGUAAGGCGUGCCGGUUGCGAAAGUGUCUAGUGGUCGGAAUGUCCAAGAGUGGCUCUCGUUACGGCCGGCGUUCGAACUGGUUCAAAAUUCAUUGUUUGCUACAAGAGCAACAGCAACAACAGCAGCAACAAAAGGCUUGUCACAACAACAACAACAACAACAACAAUAAUAAUAAUAAUGCUACCAUAAAUAACAUAAGCAACGAAAAUAGUAGCAAUAGUACCAGUUCUCCGGGGUUGUCGAUCUCAAAUGGCUUUCUUCCGAGUAGUUUUAUAUCGAACCUUUGUAACAACAACAACAACAACAACAACAACAACAACAACAACAACAACAACAACAACAACAGCAGUGUGAACAAUAACAAUAAUAACAACAGUAUACACAAAAAUAAUAAUACGAUUAAAAAGAGCUUGAAGCGUGCAAGUACCCCUAGUGAUUCGGGUGCAUCGUCUGCCGACUUGGAUGAGGGUGGAGGAGGUGGUGGAUGUGGCGAUGGAAGCAGUUCGUAUAAGGAGCAACUUGUUGGCAGUGGAAUUAUGGAAAACGGAUUUAAAACGCCAGACCACGUGGAGGUUAACUUGUCUAAGCUACCGUUAAAAAUCUCCCGUACUCCACCUUCAUCAUCCCUCCAGGCACUCGCCGAGACGUAUCGUCCUGCGCUACUGGACCGCAUGUCACCAUAUUUACCUGCAGUAUCGUUUCGAACCGAUGGAUCUCCCUUCUUUCCAGUGGCUUUUUCAUUCCCACCCGUAUCGCUGUCCAUGCUUUCCUCCGGGCAUGCCGGGGUUCAGCUAUGUAAGCGGGACGAGCAGAGCGAACCCAUUGACCUGUCCAUGAAGUCUUCUAAGUCAUCAUCUAGAUCCUCAUCUGAAUCUCCCCGACGAAUACGCGAUAGUUCACCACUACUGCCCGAUCCCAGUGAACCGAACGACCAAACCGCAUCGACGGCCAUCGCUAACAAGACAGUUCCUCUCGAUCUUUCAACGUUUGUGCGUAGCAAUAGCCUACCAGGGUGA